CACGCCUUCACUGCGAAAAAUUGCGUAGUUUGGAACGAAAAAUGGGAUGAGGAAAAAGUACGGUCCUUCUGUUGCGAGGUGAUUGGCACUCCGUAUGUGUAGUGCGCACCUGCCACGCGGACCGACUCGAGAGCCUCGAAUAAAGGCACGUGUGCACAAUGGGUGGGCAUGCCAUCCAGUAGUAUCCAGGGAAAUCCUUUAAUCAUUAGUAAACACCUGGACCCAUGCGAUCGCAGGUCCUUAUAUCUGAUAAUGUGACUCUGACUCAUCGAUAGUGGACAUCAUGCGGCCGUCGGGACGGCGGGAGCGGGUCGCCGGGAGCGCUGAGGAGGAUGGCAGCACGUCGUGAACCCCGCGCCGAGGAACCAAGAUGUUCAACACGCGCCACGGGGUGUUCAAGGCGCGCCGCCUGGCGGCCUACCAGUACGCGCCGUCGCGCGCCCACCUCCGCAACAACAAGGAGCGUGCCAACCUGUCCUUCCUGCUGGUGCUCAUGUUCUUCGGCGUGUUCGGCGUCAUCGUGCUCACCGAGAUCUUCAUGGUGGACGAGCGCGGCCGCGGCCAGGGCGGCCUGCCCGCCGGCCCCAUGGACCAGAGGCUGCCGCCCAGCGCCAACCUCACGGCCAAGGACGGCGACUGGCAGACCGUCGGCGGCACCAGGUUCAAGUUCCUGGUGUUCUCGGCGUACUUCGACCGGCGCGACGGCAACCGGAUGAUCCGGGUGGUGGGCGCCACCAAGACGCGCAUGCCGGAGAGGGUGUUCUGCCGCUUCUGGUAUCCGGCCGACCAGCAGCGCGGCCUGAGCGAGCAGCACCUGACGGUACCGGCCAAGGUGAAGGUGAUCCGUGAGAACUGGAACCUCAAGUACUCGGCGUGCUUCGUGCUGUGCCUGCUCCGCCACAACCAGACCGUGCCCCAGGCCGUGUCCGUGGUGGCGCGCCUGCGCGUGCGGCCGCACAACAUGCUGGUGGUGCGGGAGCUGGACCGGCCCGCGGGCAUGCCGCCUCCGGACCCGCUCUCGCUGGCGGUCUGCGUCAAGCCGCUGCACUUCAGCUACAACAGGCCGGUUGAGAUGCUGGAGUUCCUGGAGCUGAACACGAUGCUCGGGGCGGACCACUUCACUUUCUACAACCACACCAUCGGGCCACAGGUGGCCUGCAUCCUGCAGGACUACGCGGCGCGCGGCCGCGUCACGCUGCUGCCCUGGAAGCUCAACAUGGCUUCGCAGCGCGAGAUCCGCACCGAGGGUCUGUUCGCCGCCCUCAACGACUGCAUGUACCGGAACAUGAACCGGCACUCGCUGGUGGCGCUGAUCGACCUGGACGAGUUCAUCGUGCCCAGGCACAACCUCACCCUGCCGGACCUCCUGCAGUGGCUGGGCAAGCGGCUCAACACGCGCAGCGCGGGCUCCUUCUCCUUCCAGAACGCCUUCUUCUACCUGCAGUGGACGGACGACCCGCUCGUCAACAGGCACGGCCUGGACAGCCGCCUGCUGACGGCCAGGAAGACGACGCGGCGCGUCAAGCUGCACCCGCACAAGCAACGCUCCAAGUACAUCUGCCGGCCCGAGUUCGUGGUGGAGGCGGGCAACCACUUCGUCUGGGAGUUCCUGCCCGGCCACGGCGCCAUCAACGUGCACCCCUCGGCGGCCAUCCUGCACCACUACCGCGUGUGCGAGUUCGGCGGCGACGACUGCGUCAAGUCGGCGCACGUGGUGGACCGCACGGCGCACCGCUACAAGGACCGCCUGGCGGCGCAGGUGUCCAAGCGCUGGGCGCUGCUCAAGGACGACUGCGGCCUCGGGGACCUGUUCAUCCCGCCGCUGGACCCGCCCGACGUGCUGGAGUUCGAAGACGAGACCCUGCCGCCCUCGCCGGCGUCGUCGCCGCAGCAGGUGGACGCCCUGAACGCCAACGUGCCGCCCGGGGCGCCCGCCACCGACGCGGAGCCGGCGCGGCAGCCCGAGGCCAAACUCAGCUAG
Thrips palmi is the source of this 1981-nucleotide messenger RNA. RefSeq lists its product as uncharacterized. The transcript is spliced from 10 exons. NCBI's taxonomy places the organism in Eukaryota, Metazoa, Arthropoda, Insecta, Thysanoptera, Thripidae. The coding region runs from base 371 to 1981 and encodes 536 amino acids. The record is from RefSeq and is a predicted model, not a curated record.